CCGCCGUUCUUCCUCCUUCGCCACCGCCGUUCUCCCUCGCCGACCGCCAUGGAUCCCUCUUAUCCUCAAUGGCCGUUCUCCUCUGGUCUUUCUCUCCGUCGCAAGUAUGCAGAGCCAUCGCCACCGGUGCAGCCACCAGCAGCUUCACGCCGCAAGAUCACGCCGCCGUCUCCGUCGCUGCCACCGGCGCAGCCACCACAAGCUUCAGGCCACAGGAUCCCCAAUCUUGGGCCGCCGUCUCCGUCUCUGGCGCCACCUGUGCAGCCACCGCAAGCUUCAGGCCGCAGGAUCCCCAAUCUUGGGCCGCCGUCUCCGUCUCUGGCGCCACCUGUGCAGCCACCGCAAGCUUCAGGCCGCAAGCUACCCGUCCCAAGAUCUACCGGAGCAGGUCCCCAUCGCAGGCCCUUCGCUGCCCCAUCUCCGUCACCAUCUCAUUCGCUUGACCAAGGCAAGGAGAGGAGAGACAAGGCACCACAGGCUCCCCUCCGCAGGACCGUCACCAUUCCGCUCUCACCAACUGCCUCAACAUUUCCCUCCCUGGAGUCCCUGCCACCGGGACAGAUUCACAACAUCUCCGUUUUACGACCUGCAAGCACCGGAGGCGAAGGACACCGAGGAGUUGGUGCAUCCCACAGUGAGAAGAACAAGGAGGAGCCAGACUAUGAGACUGAAGAGGAUGAUUAUUACAGUGAAGAAGAUGAUCAUUACAGUGAAGAGGAUGAUCAUUACAGUGAAGAGGAUGAUUACUUCAGUGCUGAUGAUGAUGAUUGGAACACGUGGACCAUUCUUAGAGGGCCAGGUUUAUCUGGUGAUCAAUCAUUUGACAAGUGCUGCAUUUUUGGUAAUGAAGUACAGCUGACUUGUAAACAAAGGGAUCAGCUAUGUAGCAUUGUGGAGGAGCUGCCAAUGCCAGAAAUGAAGCACUAUGUCUGCACACUGAUGAAGAACAAUGUAAUACCAGGUGAAGGUAAACUGGAUUUUUCACAAGAGUACACCAGUGCAUACCUUGUUCAAUUUCUAAUGUCACGUCAGCACAUUAAGUAUGGUAUUUCUGGUGGAGCUCAGGAUGUCGCUGUAGUUGUCAACUCUAGUACAAGCAGUUUAAACAAGUACUGCAGGAUGAGGUACGAUGGAUCACGAAAGGCCAAGAUCAGUGUUGGCUGGACAAAAACUGUAGAAGCAUUCAAGCUCAAGGAAGGAGACGUUUGCAAGAUAACCUUCAAGGAUGAGAGGGAAAUUCCAUACACUAGGAGGGACCAAUUUGCACAGUUACGGAUGGUGAUCACAAAGCUUGAAGAUUUACAAGAAUGACCUAAUGGAGAAGAGCAGUGUUGGAUGGUUCACUAGUUAUAAGUUAUGAUGUUAAGUGUUAUUGGGUACUUCUGUAAUACUGGUUAAGACUAUUGUAAGUUAUGCAUGGAUCUUAUCAAUUAAGUAUGA
This is a messenger RNA of Lolium perenne, 1440 nucleotides long. RefSeq lists its product as uncharacterized. The record is from RefSeq and is a predicted model, not a curated record. Lineage: Eukaryota; Viridiplantae; Streptophyta; Magnoliopsida; Poales; Poaceae.